AUGAAGACUGCUUUUGUCACCUUGUUGGCUGCUGUCCUGUGCGUGGAGCAAGCUUACCCUCUUCUGUGCUACGUGUGCCAAGAGGAAGAGUCCAACAAGAACUGUUUGACCAUUUCCAUGUGUGCCAAGGAAGACAAACACUGCGUGACAAUCCGGAGCAACGUUGGGACGAAGCCCGACAAGCCCAAAUAUGUCCUCUCUAAGAUGUGUUCUCCAACGUGUCCAGCAACGAGCCAGCAACAAAACCAAACCCACCAGAGGGUGUUUUGCUGUGAGAAACCUUUAUGCAACGUGAAUGGAGUCAGCAGCAAGCAAAGCAGCUACGGGGUGAUGUCCCUGGGGGUCCUGGCCAGCAUCACUUACCCCUUUGCACGUGGACAGUGA
Messenger RNA from Merops nubicus (carmine bee-eater), 384 nucleotides. RefSeq names its product lymphocyte antigen 6E-like. Gene Ontology annotation, molecular function: acetylcholine receptor inhibitor activity. The record is from RefSeq and is a predicted model, not a curated record. The transcript is spliced from 3 exons. NCBI's taxonomy places the organism in Eukaryota, Metazoa, Chordata, Aves, Coraciiformes, Meropidae. Bases 1 to 384 code for a protein of 127 amino acids.